This is a messenger RNA of Acipenser ruthenus (sterlet), 2805 nucleotides long. RefSeq names its product solute carrier family 39 member 4 (gene slc39a4). Gene Ontology annotation, biological process: zinc ion import across plasma membrane; intracellular zinc ion homeostasis. NCBI's taxonomy places the organism in Eukaryota, Metazoa, Chordata, Actinopteri, Acipenseriformes, Acipenseridae. Bases 295 to 2223 code for a protein of 642 amino acids. Gene Ontology annotation, cellular component: membrane. Gene Ontology annotation, molecular function: zinc ion transmembrane transporter activity. The transcript has 12 exons. The record is from RefSeq and is a predicted model, not a curated record.
UUGUGUCACAAUCAAUGGGAAAGCUGCAGACCUGUAUGCUUUUAUGGAAUGGUGAAGAAGCAUAAAUCUGUUUUGAACCAAUCAAAGAGCGUGGAAAGAGAGAGAGAGGAUUCCACUGUAGAUUAGAUAUACCCAAUCAUGAGCUUUAGGAACAAAAUCCAUUUCAAAAGUCGUUAGGUCUCUUUUUAGCAGAAAACCCAAAGGAAGACACUUUCCUUUUUAAAAAACAAACAAAACAAAACUAAAAAAAUCUUUCGCACAGUUUCCCUGUAACAGAGCGGGUCUUCGUUGAGAAUGCUGCUGAAAGUGGUUUUGCUGUGCCUGAUCUUUGCCUCGUGCCGGAGUGCUUUAACUUCCAGAGAAGAGCUUUUCCAGAAGGUGGUGGCCUGGCUGUCUCCAGAAGAGUCCUUUCUGAGCGACAGUGCCGUGGGCUCCUUUUUAAAUAUCUUGGAGAAGCGUGUGCACUGUCUCGGUGUGUCGUGUGGAAAGUGUCUUUCUUCCAAUGAUCUGCUUCAUCUUGCAAGAGGGAAUUCCACAGCAGCCAGUGGUUUCCACUCAGAGGACUUCUUCAAGGUUGCUGCUGGUUUAGUUUAUUACCUGAGUGAUCCCUCAGAAGCUUGCGCUGCUAUAAUGGAAAACCAGUGGGCCAGGGGAACAGACCACUUCAUUCAAAGCAUCAGAGCAAACAACAGUGUGGGACACAGCUUUGACCUGAGGCCAACUGAACUGCAUGAUCUGCUCUAUAAAAUCCAGAGUCAUAACCUACCAGCGGGCAAAGAUCAGCCCUGUGUGGAUGUAGCUCAUAUCCUUGAAGAAAGCACAGCUUCUCCUAGCAGUCAAUCCGCAGACAGCCUUCACGUCUUUGGGACUGUCGUUUACCACGUUCUCGCGGGGGACUGCAUACGCGUUCAUGGGCUACCGGAAGCAGAGUAUUUCCUGGAUUACAUUUUCAAUCGCUUUCAGAACGGAUCUGGGAACAUGACAUUGGAAGGUCUGUCAGAACUGAUGCUUCAUCUGGAACUCGGGGGAGAGGGGCACCAUGAGGAAGACCACCAGGGUCACGAAGAGAAUGGCAGCUCUGAUCACCAGCCCAACCACCACACAUGUUUCACUGCCAAGGAUAUUCUUGAGAUAUAUCACCUUGAUAACAGUACUGGAGUCUCGCGGACCCAGUUCACUCAGCUUAGCCCAGCACUCAUCCAACAAGUGCUGAGCCAAGCAUGUACCCAUACUCAUAGCAACACGGAUAGCACAGACUCACUGAGCACAGCAGAAAGGUACAUAUAUGGAUCGCUAGCAACACUGAUAAUCUGUCUGAGUGCUGUGUUUGGGAUUGUUGUCCUGGUUUGCACCUCCUGCAGCAGCCUUUAUCAGUACAUGAUCCAGUUCUGCAUCAGCCUGGCUGUGGGCUCCCUUACUGGGGAUGCCAUACUACACCUCAUACCUCAGUUCCUUGGUAUCCACGGGCACUCCAGCGCAGAGGAACACAACCAUGCUAAUGAGAGCCAGGACUACACCUGGAAGCUGCUGGCACUGCUCGGGGGCAUUUACCUCUUCUUCCUGAUGGAAAAGCUCUUCUCUAUCCUCGUUCACUCCCACUCCCAUCCUCCUAAAAAUGAGAUUAAAGAGACCCACCACUGUGACCAUGGGACUGUUCUGCAGAUUUAUCACAAUGAAAGAAAAGGGGCAAAGACUUCUUCUUCACAGGCUGACUUGAUAAACCCGGAGGAGAGCGAGAAGCAUCGCACCAGAGAGCAACGCCUGCUUCCAUACAUGAUCACUAUUGGCGACGGGAUCCACAACUUUGCAGACGGGCUUGCCAUUGGAGCUGCUUUCUCUGUCUCCUGGAAAUCAGGAAUCUCCACCUCUCUCGCUGUGCUCUGCCAUGAAAUCCCUCAUGAGCUGGGUGACUUUGCAGUUCUCCUCCAUUCGGGGAUCAGCAUAAAGAAAGCGGUCUUGCUGAACUUUGGCAGCGCGCUCACGUCCUUCAUUGGGCUCUACAUCGCCCUGUCACUGGCAGCCGAUCAGCUCGCCCAGCAGUGGAUUUUCACAGUCACCUCUGGGCUCUUCUUGUAUGUGGCCCUAGCAGACAUGCUCCCAACAAUAAUGCAUGUUGACACUAGGAGGCCCUGGCUUGUAUUUUUCUUGCACAACCUGGGACUGCUGAGUGGGUGGGGAAUCCUACUCCUCCUCUCAAUCUAUGAAGAAAAUAUCAGCAUCUGAAUCUACCAGCAACAAGGGCACUGUUAAACACCACUGCCCCACACAGGCAAACUGUUAAUGCACCACUCAGGAAAUGAUACUCGUUCACACAGUAGUUUCAAAAUGCUUUCAUGAAAUGCCUCCUACAAUCACAGUGAAACACUUCCCCUUGAUUGCUUGUUUUUAAAUCAGUGUGUAUUAUGGACAAUGAGCCAAAUCUCAUUAAUGACUUAUAUUGUCAUUGUUACCCAGAUUUCAGUCACUGCACAAGCAUUCAUCUAUUCAUUUAAUACAUGUGUUUCUGAGACAAUUUAUAGUAUAGUACAUAAUUUGUAUAUAUGUUUUCUUUUUGUAUCUAUAUAAUAUGAUUUUUGGAUUAUAAGGGAUAAUCUAUGCUCUAUUUCAGUGUGCAGUUAUUCUGUUCUAUUAGGUAUUACUAGAAUUUUUUGUUUUGUUUGUUUGAAAAAAGAAAUGGAAUCAUAGAUUCAGCAUUCAAGGACCAUGAUCCUGGUCUCUGGCUCUGUAACCAUGCGAUUCAAUAUGGAUUUCUGACCGAUAUACAGCAACCAUAUAUUGUAUUAAAAUAAAUCUACCUUGUUGUCA